Messenger RNA from Papilio polytes (common Mormon), 493 nucleotides. RefSeq lists its product as uncharacterized. The transcript has a single exon. The annotation marks the transcript as partial. The record is from RefSeq and is a predicted model, not a curated record. NCBI's taxonomy places the organism in Eukaryota, Metazoa, Arthropoda, Insecta, Lepidoptera, Papilionidae.
AUUUUCUAAGCAUUAUAUUGCUGCAGAAGCCGAAGAUGUUCGGAAUAAAGCACACCGCAGAAUACAAAUGCAACAUCAGCCAGAGAGACGUCAUCGCUAUCCAAAACCCCGACUGGAAGUCUGUCAUCAGAGAUGUCGCCGAAGUUAUAUUUUGCCAAAUUUUGGGGAUCCCAUUGAACAAAAGCGAGGAGAAGAUUAUUGACUCGCAUAAAGAAAAGGUCACGUUUAUUACGAAAGCGACGAAAGCCGUGUGGAGAAGAAAGCAUUCCUCUAAGAUGUGUUACCUGCGACGUUCAGAGUUCCUCAAGAGGCAGAAGAGAAUGACUGAAGAAACGAUCGAAUCCGAGACGCAGACGUUCGAAUUAGACUUUCAGUUUGACAUAGUGUUUACCGAUGAGCCGAGAAAAGUUAGAGUCGGUAUAAAAUAUUUGAAUGGGGACAAGGAGCUGUUUGGAGAAUUAGGAAAGUUUUUUAGCAACAUUAUUAAUCCCUG